UAUUGGUGAGUGUGGAACUGAAACCGGAAUAGUCUCUGUCCCAUUUCCUUGUUUUUUUUUUCCACUGUCUAGAAAUACAGACGCCUCAAAGUCGAAGUGAAUAUGAUCUAACAGGUGACUUAUAUCGGCUCCGAGAGGUUCUUGAAAAGAUGCGAUCCCCUUGUGCUUGCCUUCCAAUAUGGAUCCUCAUCUUGUGUUGCCAGCACUGCCUGGCAUCCCCAAAGAACGGCUCCUGCAGCGUGCAAGACGGCAGGGCCGACUGCAGUCACCUGGGUCUCAGUAAGAUCCCUUCGGACCUUCCAGGUAACAUCACCACCCUGGACAUGUCUCACAACAGACUGGUGGGGAUCGACCCUGCGGCAUUAAAACCAUAUCCACACAUCCUCCACCUCAACCUCAGCCACAACAGUGUCACCAAGGUGAAUGAGGGUUUGUGUGAGAUUCUCCCUCUGCUGCGGACGCUGCGUCUGGAACGUAACGAAAUCCAUUUGCUGAAUAAGGAGCAUCUGAGCCGGUGUACCAGUCUAACUUUGCUGAAUAUGGCCAGCAACAGGCUGAAGCUGAAAGGAGAACCCUUCAGUGGUCUACAGAGCCUGAAAUUUCUCGACGUUUCCAUGAACAACCUGCAGUCUGCUAAGUUGGGCUCUGAGCCUCAGCUGCCCAGCUUGGUGAGUCUCAGUUUGGCAUCGAAUGACUUCACUGAGCUGAAGAGAGAAGACUUUUCCUUUUUGAAUCAAUCGUCCUUUCUACAAGUCCUCAAUCUGUCAUCAACAUCUCUAAAAAAAUUGGAAUCUGGGUGCUUCAAGCCUGUUUCAGGCCUGCACACUUUAAUACUUGAUCAAAGCAAUAUAGGCACUUUAGUGAUUUCAAAAGUCUGCUCUGAGCUGUCACACACAGCCAUUGAUGUCCUGUCCCUUCAGAAGAUGAAGCUCAUCACGCUCACAAACACAACGUUUAAAGGACUGGAGGAAACAAAUCUAACCUUCCUGGAUCUGUCCACCAACAACUUGACCAAAAUUGAGGAGGGCUCCUUUAAGUGGCUGCCUAGACUUAAAACUCUGGUUUUGUCAGAGAACAACAUCAAACAUGUGACUCAAGGUACAUUUCAGGGCCUGAAAGAACUGAAAAAGCUCCAGCUGACUAAAGCACUGGUGAAAACUCGCAGCUCCUCUGUGCCAAUUAUUGAUGAUUUUUCCUUCCAAGCAUUAGGUGCUCUGGAGACUUUGUUAUUACAGAGGACGUCCGUUCGACAAAUCACAGAGAACACCUUCUCGGGACUGAGAAGUCUUACCGAACUUGACAUGAGUUGGAGCAGCUAUGCAUCGUUAAAAAAAAUCAACAGGGAGACUUUUUCGUCACUUUCAAAUUCUCCCCUGAUGAGGCUGAAUCUCGUCGGUACAGCGAUAUCGCACCUGUAUCCUGGAAGCUUCUCUGUUUUGAAAAAUCUCACGUUUCUUUUCUUGGAUCAUAACUUCAUUAACCAAACCCUGACAGGGCAAGAAUUCGAAGGCCUCAGUCAACUUGAAGAGCUUCACAUGAUCAGCAACUUCCAAACAAUUCAGCUAACUUCUCAGAGCUUUGUAGGUAUGACCGGUCUUAAAGUCUUGACUUUGGGAAAAAGCCUUCGAGCCAUGGCCUUGAAUGUGAGUCCCUCUCCAUUCAAACCUCUAGCCAACCUUGCUUUUCUGGAUCUGAGCAACAACAACAUCGCUAAUAUCAAAGACAAUCUGCUGGAAGGCCUGUCGAACCUCAAGGUAUUAAAUCUCCAACACAAUAACUUGGCUCAGCUGUGGAAGAGUUCCAAUGUUGGUGGGCCAGUGCUGUUUCUUAAAAACACACCGAGGCUGACAACCUUACACCUGGAUUAUAAUGGACUGGAUGAGAUACCAGUGGAGGCUCUGAAAGAUCUGACCAACCUGAAGGAGCUCAGCCUCAGUAACAAUCUCCUGAACAGCCUUAAGGACUCGGUUUUUGACAAUCUGAAGUCACUGAAGGUUUUUAGCUUGGUGAAGAACUCGAUCACAACUGUGAGGCCUGAAGUGUUUAAAGCGCCUUUGAGUAACCUGAGCCUGCUUCUCAUGGACAGAAAUCCCUUUGACUGCACAUGUGAGAGCAUCCUGUGGUUCGUAACAUGGUUGAAAAGCAGAAAUAAAACCAGCGUGCCUGAUCUCGAACACCAGUAUGUCUGCAACACUCCACCAACUUACUUUAAUCGCACCAUCAUCAAGUUUGACCCCCUGUCUUGUAAAGAUAUGGCCCCGUUUCAGGCUCUGUUCAUAUUAAGCAGUACAGCUGUUCUAAUGCUCAUGGUGACAGCGCUCCUAGUGCGUUUCCACGGUUGGCGGAUUCAGUUUUACUGGAACAUACUGAUUGGUUACACAUUAGGAUUAAGCGAUGCCAAAGUGGAGGAGGGUCGAGAAUUUGAAUACGAUGCCUACGUCAUACACGCCGCGGCAGACGCCGGCUGGGUGGAAAGAAGGAUAGAGCCCUUGGAGAAUGAAAGGUGCCGCUUUUGCUUGGAGGAUCGGGAUUCCAUUCCCGGAAUGUCACAACUCGAAUCCAUCGUGAACAAUAUGAGGAAGUGCAGAAAAAUACUGUUUGUCGUGACUGAAAGUCUUCUUCUUGAUCCGUGGUGUAGACAGUUUAAAGCCCAUCAUGCCCUGAACCAGGUCAUUGAAGCCAGCAGGGACUCAAUCAUUCUCGUCUUCCUGCAGGACGUGCACGACUACAAACUGUCUCGCUCACUCUUCCUCCGCAGAGGCAUGCUGCGUCCAUGUUGCAUCCUGGACUGGCCCGUCUACAAGGAAAGGGUUCCAGCCUUUCACCAGAAGCUGUUCAUUGCACUUGGCAUGACCAAUAAAUUGCAAGAGUGACUGUUAUGAUAGGUCACAAAAGAUUUUGUGGUGACUUUAGAUCCGUAUGACCAUCACCAGUUUUCUCCAAAUGCUGAUCGUUUAACCUUUUCUGUAAAUAUUUAAUAAAUGUACAUUGUUUUUCUGUGUCUUCCAUAAAAUAUAAUGA
Molecule: messenger RNA, 3021 nt
Organism: Salarias fasciatus (jewelled blenny)
Lineage: Eukaryota; Metazoa; Chordata; Actinopteri; Blenniiformes; Blenniidae
Gene: tlr3
Product: toll-like receptor 3
Exons: 5
Coding region: 150-2873 (907 amino acids)
Biological process (GO): inflammatory response; immune response; toll-like receptor signaling pathway
Cellular component (GO): plasma membrane
Molecular function (GO): transmembrane signaling receptor activity; protein binding
Source: RefSeq, a predicted model, not a curated record